AUGAUUAGGACAGGUAAAAAUCGAGUAGCUAAAUCCCUUCUAUAUGAUUUACGCCAGAGUGUCUCAACCUGGUCAACUCCGUUGGCCACUGCGUUUAAUUCACCACCGUAUAAUAAAAUAAACUUUACGCGAAAUGAAUCGGGGCUAUUUCGUUUACCGGAAUUGCGAUCCUUUGAAGGGUUCUAUCUUUUGCGUGAUAAUGUAGCAAAUAAAACGGACGAGUUGAUAACCGAAGCUAUUUCAAAGAAUCGGGAUAGAAAAAUGGUUGAAAUUUUUGAUGAACUAUCCGAUUCUUUGUGUAAAGUAGCUGAUUUAGCAGAAUUUAUACGAAUCGCACAUCCCAAAAACAAAUAUUGCCAGGCAGCUGAAGAUGCGUGUAUUACAAUAAGCCGAAUAGUGGAAAAUUUAAAUACCCAUAAACCCUUGUAUAUGGCGUUACGCAAUGUUGUAGAUAAUGGCGAUUAUGUACCCACAACCGAUGUGGAUAAACAUGUAUCAAAUUUAUUCCUAUUUGAUUUUGAGCAGUCGGGCAUUCAUUUGCCGGAAGAGCAGAGGCAAAAAGUUGUACGUCUAAAUGAAUAUAUUUUGCAAUUGGGACAAAAAUUUAUGGCCGGUGCAGUGCAGCCUUCUAUUAUAAGGCGUACUGAAGUACCCUCAUCAGUUCGUAGUUAUUUUCCCUCGGAGGGUGACAACGUACUUGUUUCCGGCUUGUACACAAACUCGUCAUCUGCUGAGGCCCGAGAAGCUGCUUACCGGUUAUUUCUGAAGCCGUCGGAACAGCAGGAUCAACUACUUAAAGAUUUGCUCAUGUGCCGCCACGAACUCGCCCGAACUUGUGGAUUUGAGACUUAUGGCCAUCGUGCCCUUAAUGCGAGUACUGUGGAGCAUCCAAGGAUGGUUCGAGAAUUUCUUGAUGAAUUGUCCCAUGGUCUUCGCUCUCGAGCCGAUGCUGAUUUUCGAAUAAUGGAAAAGAUGAAGCGGCAGCAUAGCGGUAUCGAAACCGCGCGUCUAGCUGCUUGGGAUCCCCCUUAUUUUACAUCUUUGAUGGAACGUAAAUCUUUAAAAGCGAACACAAGUGAGUUUUUGCCUUACUUCAGUUUGGGUGGUUGUAUGGAGGGAAUAGAUAACUUAAUGCGCUCAUUAUAUGGAAUAUCAUUAAAAAAUACUGAAAUGGAACCUGGAGAGGCAUGGAAUAAUGAUAUUUAUAAAAUAUCUGUUAUGCAUGAAACAGAAGGUUUACUUGGAUACAUUUAUUGUGAUUUUUUCGAGCGCAAUGGAAAACCGAAUCAAGAUUGUCACUUCACUAUACAAGGUGGAAAAACCUUAACCGAUGGUACUUAUCAAAUGCCAAUAGUUGUAGUGAUGUUAAAUCUUUCUCAACCACAUUGGACUGGCCCAGUACUUUUGUCUCCAUCACGUGUCGAUAAUCUCUUUCAUGAAAUGGGGCAUGCUAUGCAUUCGAUGUUAGCUCGUACGAAAUAUCAACAUGUAACUGGUACACGUUGUAGUACAGAUUUCGCCGAGGUUCCAUCAGUAUUGAUGGAAUAUUUUGCAAAUGAUCCGCGUGUUCUUCGCACGUUUGCACGCCAUUUUCAGACGCAAAAACCAAUUUCUGAUGAUAUGCUCCAAAGAUUAUGUGCCUCGAAAAGGCUUUUCUCCGCCAGUGAAACACAGCUUCAGGUAUUCUAUUCUGCACUUGAUCAUGAAUAUCACAGUGGACCAGUGCCGCGUAAUGGAAGUACAACCGACACUUUGGUAGAUGUACAAACAAAAUACUAUAGUUUACCAUAUGUAGAAAAUACAGCUUGGCAGCUUCGAUUUUCUCAUUUGGUAGGUUAUGGCGCAAAGUACUAUUCCUAUUUGAUAUCGAAAACAAUCGCCUCCUGGAUUUGGCAAACAUAUUUCGAGGACAACCCGCUUAAUCGUGAAUCAGGUGAAAAAUACCGUCGGGAAAUUUUGGCCCAUGGUGGAGGCAUACCUUCCAAACAACUCGUCACUAAUUUUUUAAAUAGAAAUAUGACACCUCAAAUCCUUGCACAAAGCUUACUACAUGAGAUCGACGCGAAUAAUGAAAUUGUACAAGACAUUAGCAAAAGUGUACUAAGUACAGAAUCGUAAUUUGUUAAAAUUUAAUUGCAAUAUUUUUCUUGUCAUAUUUAAGUCUUCACAAUUUUACUAUUUAUUUUAUUUAAGCAUCUUUGAAACAAAUCAAUGGCAAAGAUAGUUGAGGUUAUUAAAUAAAAAAAUGUUAAGCACAUUUGAAAAAA
Messenger RNA from Ceratitis capitata (Mediterranean fruit fly), 2267 nucleotides. Its product is annotated as mitochondrial intermediate peptidase. Gene Ontology annotation, molecular function: metalloendopeptidase activity. Gene Ontology annotation, biological process: peptide metabolic process. The coding region runs from base 1 to 2118 and encodes 705 amino acids. The transcript has 6 exons. The record is from RefSeq and is a predicted model, not a curated record. Gene Ontology annotation, cellular component: mitochondrion. Lineage: Eukaryota; Metazoa; Arthropoda; Insecta; Diptera; Tephritidae.